UACCUUACUUUAUUAGCUAGUCCAAAUCCAGUUCAUCUUAGUAAUAUUAAGCAAAAAACAACGAUGAGUUUGAUCUCAAACAGGACUAAUCGGAGCUCCCUUCGAAAAGGAGAUCAUGUGUACAGCUACAGAAAUCUGCAUGCAUAUUCUCACCAUGGAAUAUAUGUUGGGGAUAAUAGAGUGAUCCAUUUCACAAGAACACAAGAGUCCGAUUCAGAAUCAUCUGCAGAUAAUAAUCUCAAAAUCAAGAGAUGUAAACACUGUGGAUACGAGCCAAAGAAGGACCGAGGAGUGGUGAAGACCUGCCUUAAGUGCUUCCUGAAAGGCCACAGGCUCUUUCGCUUCAAGUACGGUGUCCCAUCGUCUAACUUAGUCCUCAACCGCUCAGGAACAUGCACCACCGGCUCUUGCAGCUACUCCGAAGACGAAGUCGUCCAACGCGCCACCGAUAUUCUAAACUCCGACGAGGGGUUCGGCCACUACGACAUUUUCGAAAACAAUUGCGAGGCCUUCGCGAUGUACUGCACGACUGGCAAGAGUGUAAGUCUGCAAGCCUUUUCUUUCAAAAACAAAGGAGAGAUUGCAUCAGAAGUUAUGAGACGCCAGUCCUUUUCUAUGAAAAAGGCCAUUGAAAGUGGCUUAAAUUUGGUGGUGAAAAAUAGGAUCGAGACCCUUCACUAUGAUAUGAAAAUGCAUCACCAGGAUCGCAGUGUAUAGCAUAAGACUUUUAAUGUGAUUAUGGUGAUGAGAAAAGAUAUACUCUAUCAUUGGAAUAAAGACUCAAUGGAGGGUAGUCAAUGUAUUGCCUGAUUCUAAAGUGUAUAUGCAUGAUUAAUUGAAGACUUCAAGUCAUGUUGGUGAUGAUGUAUAACAUAAGACUUUUGAUGUGAUUAUUGAUUUGUACUUGUGGUAUAAAUAAUUCUCAUAAUAGUAACUCUCUUCAAAAGAUUUCUAUUU
Molecule: messenger RNA, 957 nt
Organism: Humulus lupulus (European hop)
Lineage: Eukaryota; Viridiplantae; Streptophyta; Magnoliopsida; Rosales; Cannabaceae
Product: protein LEAD-SENSITIVE 1-like
Exons: 2
Coding region: 64-717 (217 amino acids)
Source: RefSeq, a predicted model, not a curated record